ACGCGAUCGAUUUUCUAAAAUCGCAUUUUUUUCGUGUUUAUUCGAGCUCAUUUACACGUAAGCUUGACGGAUUGGAUUUCCAAAAAAAAGGAAUCGAAAAACUCCAUAUCAUCACACUUUGUCUUUGGAAGAGAUGGAAGGAAGGAAGGAGGUCGGAAUAUUUUUUCCAGAAAAAUUCUUUCGUGUCGCCAAAAAAUACGGCUAAAAGCUUGAAAAUAUCGUAAACACUAAACAUGGCAAUGGACAAGAAGCAUCGAAGAGUUUUGCAGCAAAAUACCGUGCGAUUGAUAAAUGAUUUGGACCCAAAGCAACUGUUAGGAUAUCUGUAUCAAGAAGGAGUUAUAAUUGAGGAGGACAUGGACAGAGUUCGCAGCAAGGCGACCCAAAAAUUGCAAGCUGAAGAGUUGCUUCGUAUUAUACCAAGGCGAGGGGCCAAAGCUUUUGAUCGAUUUUGUGACGUGCUAUAUAAAAUUGACGGACAGAGACAUUUAGCGAAGAUGUUAAAAGAAGAUAUCGAGGCUUCAAAGGGUAGUGAAGGCCAAGUAACUACAGACAGCCCACCUGGCUUGCAGCAGAGAUUGAGUCCAGAACAAAUUACGAUCCUUCCGACGGACACACGUUUCCUUCCUCAAAAUAUAUUCACAGAUGCAGAAAAUGUGUACAAAAUGAAAAGCAGACCACGAGGACUUUGUUUGAUCAUCAACAACUCACAAUUUGCAAGCCAUGCAGACCUGAAGCAACGUGAUGGCUCAGAUGCAGAUGCACUGAACCUGCAGAAAUUAUUUUUGUCUUUACACUACACCGUCACAGUACUACGGAAUACGACAGCAAGUGUCCUGAUGGAUAAAAUUCAAGAAUUUGCAUUGCGACCAGAACAUAGUACCAUGGACUCUGUUGUGGUUUGUAUCCUGAGUCAUGGAAUGCCAGGACAGAUAUACAGUGUGGAUGGGAAACUUAUUCCUAUUACGAAUUUAACAGCAGCAUUUAAUGGUCAAAAUUCAAAACAUCUGAUUGGUAAACCUAAACUCUUCUUUAUUCAGGCUUGCAGAGGAGGCAAGAUGGAUCAUGGUGCAAGCACCGACCAGGUAGACUCUGGCGAGGUGACCAUCAAAAGCACUUCAGAUGUAUUGCAUGAUCUAUAUGAGGGUACAGAUGAGACAGAUUCAAGUUCAGAUGCCCUAGUUCCAGCUGAAGCAGACUUUCUGUUGGCAUACUCAACAGUUCCAGGGUUUGUGUCUUGGCGGAAUUCCGAGAAAGGAUCAUGGUUUGUUCAAGCACUGUGUGAGAUAUUUAUGACAUAUGCAGGUCAGGAAGACCUUGUCAGCAUGCUCGUUAGAGUUAACGGAAAAGUUGCCCGAGAAUUUCAAUCCUAUGAACAGAAAAAGCAAAUUCCAUCCCCUGUUGUCAGAUUGACUAAAAAACUGUAUUUCUUUCCUGGUGUUUAAUGGAAGUAAAAU
Molecule: messenger RNA, 1457 nt
Organism: Dendronephthya gigantea
Lineage: Eukaryota; Metazoa; Cnidaria; Anthozoa; Malacalcyonacea; Nephtheidae
Product: caspase-3-like
Exons: 3
Coding region: 234-1445 (403 amino acids)
Biological process (GO): regulation of apoptotic process; proteolysis
Molecular function (GO): cysteine-type endopeptidase activity
Source: RefSeq, a predicted model, not a curated record